CAAGAUGCAAGCAAACGUAGAAAUAUUGUACGCAGCGAUAGCGGUGACGCCCCCUGCGUCUCUUGGUUCUUUCCGCCACCAAAGUACAGACUGCCACCAUGGAGGCUGAAGAGCGGCAAUACGAACCUCACGCUGACGAGGAGUCGCACCUCCUCGACCACUCGCAAAAGCAUAGGCACAAGUCGCCGGCGCACUUGAAAAGGCAGUUGGCGAUCAUCAUGCUUCUGCAGAUCUGCUCUCCUAUAACGAGCCAGUCUAUCUAUCCGUAUAUCAAUCAGCUUAUAAGAGAGAUCGGUAUAACGGGAGGGGACGACAGAAAAGUUGGUUAUUAUGCCGGAUUAAUAGAAUCCCUGUUCUUCGUAACGGAAGCCCUUACCGUGCUUCAAUGGAGUCGUAUCUCCGACUACAUUGGCCGUAAGCCCGUUCUGUUGCUUGGAAUGUCCGGCACGAUCAUCUCCAUGCUCUGUUUUGGUCUCUCAAGGACGUUUUGGGAGCUGGUAGUCAGUCGCUGUUUCUGCGGUUUCUUGAAUGGCAACAUCGGUGUCAUGAAGAGUAUUAUGGGUGACUUGACCGACGCGUCCAAUCGCGCGGAGGUAUACGCCUAUAUACCCGUCGUCUGGGGCCUCGGGGCUACGCUAGGUCCCUUCCUCGGUGGCUGGCUUGCGCGCCCGCACGAUCGCUGGCCGCGCGCCUUUUCCGCCCAAUUCUGGCAAGACUACCCCUACUUCUUCCCCUGCCUCGUCACCGCCAGCUACGUUGUUUUCGCCUUCCUCAUCACCGCGUUCUUCUUCCGCGAGACCCUCCCCACCCGCCACUCCCUCCUCGCCCGCCUCAAAAAGCAUAAGAAGUCCAAGUCACGCUCCUCCUCCUACGGUAGCACCGACUCCCCGGCCCCUGACCCCAAAGACGAUCCGCCCGCUUUGCGCGAGCUGCUCACCUUCCCCGUCGUCAUCUCCAUCGCCAACUACGUUGCCCUCGCCUUCAUCGAGAACAUGGAGCUCUCGCUUAUUCCGCUUUUUCUCGCCAUGCCCCUCGAGAUCGGCGGCCUCGGCCUUUCGCCGGCGCAGAUUGGGUACGUCCUGGGCUCGUACGGCGUGGCGACGAGCGCGUUCCAGGCGCUCUUGUUUGCAAGGAUUACGAGAAAGUUGGGCGCGAGGACGGUGUUUGUGAUUGGGAUGGCGUCGUUCAUUCCGAUGACGCUGGGUUUCCCGAUUAUGAGCGUGAUGGCGAGGGCGUGGGGUGGGGUGACGAUGGGCGUGUGGUUCAUGGUGGGGAUGUUGGUCCUCAUGUUGUGUGUGAUGGAUCUGGCGUACGGAACGAUCUUCAUGUUCGUCACCGCGUCCGUGCCUAAUCAAAAUGCGUUGGGCGCUACGAAUGGUGUUGCCCAAACCUUCGUCUCCAUCUCGCGCGCCGUCGGCCCCGCGAUGGUCACCUCCAUGUACUCCUACUCCCUCGAGCACAACAUCCUCGGUGGCAACGCCGUCUACGUCGUCCUCCUUAUCAUGUGUGUCGCGUCCAUCCGCCUCGCGUUCUACCUCCCGCCAAAUAAUUGGGACGAGAUGCCGGAGGAGAGCAACGAGACGAGCGCCCUUGUGGAGGACACGCGCGCGAUAGCCCCAGACAGGAUAGUCGGCGCUCUUGAGGGAGACAGGGCAGAGGACGUCGCCCACAGGACAGAGUAAAUCGCGUAUAAGUGCGAUGAGUAGAAGGGCAAUGACGAUGGACUGUAAAGUUAAUGUAGGUUACGGCCAUUAAUGACGCUGACGCUUUAGAUGUUAGCUUGUAGAUGCGCAAUACUAGCAAAGCUUUCGAAUGGA
This is a messenger RNA of Schizophyllum commune H4-8, 1817 nucleotides long. Its product is annotated as MFS general substrate transporter. The transcript is spliced from 8 exons. Lineage: Eukaryota; Fungi; Basidiomycota; Agaricomycetes; Agaricales; Schizophyllaceae. The record is from RefSeq and is a predicted model, not a curated record. Gene Ontology annotation, biological process: transmembrane transport. Gene Ontology annotation, molecular function: transmembrane transporter activity. The coding region runs from base 99 to 1682 and encodes 527 amino acids.